Trichosporon asahii var. asahii CBS 2479 is the source of this 372-nucleotide messenger RNA. RefSeq lists its product as uncharacterized. The record is from RefSeq and is a predicted model, not a curated record. Lineage: Eukaryota; Fungi; Basidiomycota; Tremellomycetes; Trichosporonales; Trichosporonaceae. The transcript has 2 exons. The coding region runs from base 1 to 372 and encodes 123 amino acids.
AUGAUCCGAACUACAAUGCUCCGCCACGCUACGCGGCCCGUCACUGCAUGCACCGGGCGGCAAUCAUCCCGCCGGGCUCCGUACCCCGACGUCAACUCCGGGACGCGCUCCGCCUCCGACGUUCUCCUUAUGGCCGCCGCUACAUUCAUGGCCGGGUACACGGGCGCUGGGGCCCUCGUCGCUGUUCUCGGUAUCCCAAAAAUCGGAGGCUAUGGAGAGCCGGCUGGACAGACUCCUUCAUACUCUGUCGAGGUGGCCAUGAGCGCGAACCGGGAGCUCGGCUGCCAUGUAGAAUCCACAGAUGGGAUCUCCCGAACAUGUACGAAGCCAGGGGUCAAUCAGCGGCAGAGGGUACUGUACGCGGCGAGGUGA